Molecule: messenger RNA, 1472 nt
Organism: Mollisia scopiformis
Lineage: Eukaryota; Fungi; Ascomycota; Leotiomycetes; Helotiales; Mollisiaceae
Product: alpha/beta-hydrolase
Exons: 5
Coding region: 240-1271 (343 amino acids)
Molecular function (GO): hydrolase activity
Source: RefSeq, a predicted model, not a curated record
CAUGAAUGCUUAUUGUCUAUUGGACCAUCAUCAAUAUGGUAAGAUUGUUAUCCGCAUUGAACCGAUGCCGAGGACCGCGAUGUCGUAUUUGCCGACCCGAGUAGCAUGCGGGGAGUUGGAGACCCCCACUACGUAUUCCUUACAAAGCAGAAGGAUAGUUCUUAUCUGCUUGCCUUGAAGCUCUUUCCUUCUUGCUGUAUAUAUCUACAUAUUCAGUGUCCAAGUUACCCAACGAAACCAUGCCUCUAACAUCAGAUCUUACACUCAAUGCGGCCAAGUUUGACCCCGCAUCUAAUUCAAAGCAGACUUCGGCGCUUAAUGAAGCAUUGAUCGCAAAGCUUGAGCAGGGCCCAAAAUGGUUCGAGGUUGGAGCCGCAAAGUAUCGAGAGAUGCGAUGGGCUGGGGAGACUGCUCUUCCGGCACCAACAAUGCUUCCUGAAGCAAUUGAUAUCACUAUUCUCUCACGCGAAAAUGGUCGAGAUAUUCCUUGCCGUCUGUUUUUUCCUUCCGGAAGGAAAAGCGAAGCAGACCAGAAGAAGUGUAAAGGGGUGGUUAUGCACAUUCAUGGCGGUGGAUGGGUGCUUGGAGAUCAGAAAUCUAAUGAUGACCUCCUACAAUUCUACGCGGAAGUGGGAGAUCUGGCUGUGGUGUCCGUAGGGUACAGGAAGGCUCCAGAAGAUCCUUUUCCCAAAGGUCCACAGGAUUGUUUCGAUGCAGGUGACUACUUGGUGAAGAAUUCUGAAAGUCAAUAUGGAGGCCCGUUGAGAUUUAUUGGUGGAGAGUCUGCUGGUGCUCACUUGUCCUUGCUUGCGACAUUUCACCUCUUGAAGCUCCAUGCAGAUCUCAAACUUUCGGGUUUACUUCUGCAUUAUGGAUGCUAUGAUCUCUCAUGGCUGCCCUCCGCAAAAUUGUUCAAUAAAUCUCUCAUCCUAGACCAGGAGAUCAUGCAUCACUUCACGGCCGCAUUUCUGCCGGGCAUGUCCUUUGAACAGAAGCAGGAUCCAUCCGUGUCUCCGCUCUACGAAAAUCUCGAGAACUUUCGCGGCAGAUUACCAAGUGCCUUGUUUACAAUUGGCACAGAAGAUCCAUUGUUGGAGGACUCUGUGUUUAUGUCAACGAGGUGGCUUAUGGCGGGCGGUCAUGCUAUCUUGAAAGUUUACAGCGGAGCUCCCCACGGAUUCAACCGAUUUCCCAAGCAGGCAUUGAAAGAGGCAGGUGAUGCAGCAGAUGAUACCGAAGCUUACAUCAAAGAGCGACUAGAGCAAGUGUGAUCAUAUCGACGGUAGCAUACAGUGUGGUUCAUGAAAGAUAGGAUCACCUUUAUCAGUUACUCAGUAGUACGUCUCCUCUGCCGUCUUACAUUGAAACUGAACCUGAAGUGGCCAUGCCGGCCAGGGAACCACAUGAUCUAGCCAUUAGAGUUUAUGACAUCAAUUCAACCUCGAUCCAGCAUAGGUUGUUUCUUCUCAGAU